CUCUCCACCAUCCUCCUCCUCUUCUUCCUCAGCAGCAGUAGCAGCAGUCGACGUGGUGUGAGUGCAGCAGCACAAGCAGAAACGACACCUGUCAUUUUAUUAGGAAACCUCACGGUGCCCAUUUAUUGUCUUGGGGAGGAGGAGGCAAGGACCUCGAGGGUCCACACAGGCGUGCCGCGUGCACACCUCAUGGCGUCUUGUGCAGAAUUUGGCGGUUGUGAGCGUUACGCGUCGGACCCUUGAUGCUAAAGUGUGUCUGGAGAGGAGGCAGUGCAUCGUAGACAACAUAUACCCACACAGGGACACGUACACAGAGAAGAAGAUCUUCAGAGGACACAAUGAGAGACUUGAUCCUGGCUGUGAUCCUCCUGCUGCCUCUGGUGAGUCCUGUGGCCUCGGAGUCGGAACACUGCAUCAUCAUGCGAGAGCAUGAGAAGUGCAUGGAGAGGAUGGCAAUGCACAGCCCUAGCGAUGAGUUGGACUUAGUGUGUCCUUGGCUGUGGGACAACCUGACCUGCUGGCAGGGGGCCAGCGUGGGCGAGGUGGUGGUGGUCAACUGUCCAGAGUUCUUCCACGACCUCAUGGGCCCAGAGGACGAGAUGGGGAAGGUGAGUCGUAACUGUACCGAGGACGGUUGGUCGGAACCGUUCCCUCACUACCUGGAUGUCUGUCUCUUCUAUGACAACACCACUAAACCUGACAUGUACUACGCCUCAGUCAAGGCGCUGUACACUGUUGGCUACAGCACGUCUCUGGUGUCUCUGACCACUGCCAUGGUCAUUCUCUGCAGGUUCAGGAAGCUCCACUGCACCCGGAACUUUAUCCACAUGAACCUGUUUGUGUCCUUCAUGCUGAGAGCCAUCUCUGUCUUCAUCAAAGAUGGCGUGCUGUACGCGCAGGAAGACAGCGACCACUGCUUUGUGCACACGGUGGCGUGUAAAGCUGUGAUGGUUUUCUUCCACUACUGUGUCAUGUCCAACUACUUCUGGCUCUUCAUCGAAGGCCUCUACCUCUUCACGCUGCUGGUGGAGACCUUCUUUCCUGAGAGGCGAUACUUCUAUUGGUACACCAUCGUCGGGUGGGGAACUCCCACUAUUUGUGUGACCGUCUGGGCUGUCCUCAGGCUCCAUUUUCAUGACACUGGAUGCUGGGAUACAAAUGAGAACACUGCCCUCUGGUGGGUGAUCAAGGGACCUGUUGUGGCCUCCAUCAUGAUCAAUUUUGUUCUCUUUAUUGGAAUCAUCAUCAUCCUGGUGCAGAAGCUUCAGUCUCCCGACAUCGGCGGCAACGAAUCCAGCAUUUACCUCAGCUGUGCUCAGAAAUGCUUCAGUGAGCCCUCACAGGCUGUUCAGCAUUCGUGCAGGAUGUCAGAGUUAUCCACCAUCACACUGCGUCUGGCUCGUUCCACCCUCCUGCUCAUCCCUCUGUUUGGAAUUCACUACACCGUCUUUGCCUUCUCCCCCGAGGACGUCAGCAAGAGGGAGCGUCUGGUCUUUGAGCUGGGACUGGGAUCCUUCCAGGGUUUUGUGGUGGCUGUCCUCUACUGCUUCCUCAAUGGAGAGUUUCUCCCUGAAGGUGCAGUCAGAGAUCAAGAGGAAAUGGCGCAGCUGGACCGUGAACCGGUACUUUGCUGUGGACCUGAAGCAGCAGAGGCACCCUUCGUUAGCCAGCAGCGGAGUGAAUGGCGGGACGCAGCUGUCCAUCUUGAGCAAGAGCAGCUCCCAGAUCCGCAUGUCCAGCCCCCUGGCGGAGAGCGCCAACAUCAGCCUGCCCACCUGAGCGUUUGAGCGUGGUGUCGCUGUGACAAGCCGCCACACAGUCUUGAAUGAUGAAUCCACGUGAGGCAGAAGAGACCGAAGUGCCCCCUCCCGCCCCACACACACACACACACACAAGUAGUGAUAGCAUUUAAUGACAGCAUUUCUUUACUUUUCCGAAUUUAACCAUCCCUUUUUAGCACUUAGAAGUCAAGUCACAUGACUCCAUUCCAUUUUGGACAAACAAGGAUUUUUUUUUUUUUUUUUUUUUUUUUUUUUACAUUUUUAAAGCCAUUUUAAUGAACUGUGAUUAUACAAUAUCAUACUACUGUAUAUAGGGGUCCUGUUUGGCUUUGUGUACAGUCACUGUGCUGCAAAGUGCCAUAGACGUCGCCUGAAUCCAAAGGUUUAAAAACACAAAAAAAUAUCAGCCUUGCUUGUACAUAUAAUGCUCAUUGUUUCAAUGUUGCAUUUACCUUUUUUCUACAAACAGCCGUAAAGUACCGAGUAUGUCAAAAGAUAGUUAGAUAUCAAAACAAAAAGCCCAACUCACAGACUCUGUAAAUAGAUUAGUUUGAUAGUCUUACAUCAUAUUAUAUCCUUUUCCAUAAAAGAAAAACAAGGAACUGGAGCCCAAACCUGCAGACCUCAUAAAGAAAGAAAGAAAGCAGGAAUAUAGACAAUAAUCUAAAUCAGGAGUGUCCAGACUUUUUCCACUACAUAAAAGUAAAGGAUACUUUUUGCGCUAAAGAUGAUAAAAACCAUCCAGUGUAGAUCAAAAAACACAUCUUAGCUUUGUGUUACAGCUGACAAAGCAAACUAGUGUAAUAUCUAAUAUGUCAUUAACAAUCCAUUCAUUUAGACAUUAUAGGAGGGUCUCGGUCUAAGUUCAGUUCCGAUGACUGCGUAAAUCGGGUUUAGUGUAUGCACUGAAGUCACUCACACAUCAAGGACAUAGAAAAAACUGUAUCUCAUAAAACUAUUAAACACAAGAAUGAAAUUAAAAAACUAAAAGGUAAUAAAAAAUAGAUAAUAAAAAGAGAACAAUUCCUGAUUUUUAGCCCUGUGGGCUAGCCCCAGCAAGCUAGCCCCAGUCUUGCACACUGGAGGGGGGACGUUGCAAGGGAGGGAGAGACAGCCUUAUUGGAAAUGAUGAGAGCACUACACUGCUUAGUCACUGUCCAUUUCAUAGGAGCAAAUUUUUUCACAUGUUCAAAGAUACCAUCUUUAUCCUUCCGGAUGGUCAGCUUGGACCGAGUCUGCAGCCAAUGUUGAUUUCUCCAUUUUGUCAGCAUUUUACUCUGUCUGAUUUCACUUUCCCUUUCUUUGACAGAAGAGUCUGCCUCAUGCUUGGGAAAGGCUUAAAAAAAAAAAAAAGUUGUCCAUCAGUGUAGCAACGCGUGACGCCUAUGUAUUCUUCCGCCGCACGCACUUAACUAGUUCUCUUUUUUGCACAGUAUUUAUUUACAGUAUGUGAGUGCAUCGUAACCACGAAACAUAACCCGAGGAUCGCCUGUAUGCCAAGGGCCGAUAAAAAACAAACGCCGAAAACGGCCCCCGACCUGCACUUCGGACACUCCUGAUGUUAGUUUCAGUGCCAAAAUUAAGGACUUUUCUAAGGAUCAGCAUACAGUCUUCUCACAGUGCCAUGCUGAUUUAACAGUUGUCGUGUUGUAGCAAAUGUCUUCAUCUGCAGCUUUAGAUUUUGUAUAAUAUCAUCCUGUCAAAGUGCCUCGUCCACCACUCAUUUUUAUUUACAUUUUUUAAAAGAAGAAGCCAUUACCCUGCAUUGAAUGUACAGUAUAGUGUUGUGCUUUUGGCUACAUAUUCUUAUCACUGAAGAGUCAUGUUGAUGGGGGGGGGUUUAUUAUUAUUACUAUUAUUAAGUGCAGCUAUCAUCUUUUUAAGAUCCGUUUUGAAGGUCAAACAUGGAAAAAACACCCACAAGCAACACAAUAGUCCACACAAAACUUGCCAUUUACUCACAAUCCCGAUCCCUCUUCAUUUUAAUGAUUGCACUAAUAAAUUUUUAUUAUGGCUUUUUUUUUUUUUAGAAACAAAUGUACAUAAAAGGAGAGGAUUCAUUGGCAACAUUUGCUCCAGCACCUAGGUACAUUCAAAUAAUUCAUGCUGUCAGUUUAGUAUGUUCAUUUGUGUUUGUUCAAAUUAUGAUUAGUAGUAGUAGUAGUAGUAGUAGUGUGUAGUGUGUAGCAAUAAUGUCAUUGUAUUAAAUUCUACCAGGGUUUUCCCAAGAUUUAACAUUUUUUAAUUUUCCAUUAAUUUCUUAGUGAAUAAUACAUGAAUCUUAACUUAAAUAAAACAGUACAUGGUGCACAAAAGCUAGAAAGACAUUUAGUUUAGGUAUUCAUAACAUUUACUCCAUCGCCGAUGCACAUUCAAAUAACUGAUCUUACAUCAGUUAGUAUUAUGUUAAUUUACAGCACUCAAAAUUUGACAAAUUUGAAUCCCAGCAAUUAUUAUUAUUUAAUAUAUAUUUGUUAUUUUAUUAUAGUCAUUAUUAUUGCAUUAUUCAUUAAUAUUUUUAAAUAGCUUUUGUUAACAUUUCUCAAGUUUUUUCCCCUUUAAUUUGUUAGUGAAAAAUGCAUAAACAGUUGUAAAAGCAUUUACAAGAUGCACAGAAAACAAACUCCAGGCUUAGAAAGACAUUUAAUUUCGAUAUUCUGUGGAAAAUGGGCUUUUUAUUUAUAAGAUUUUACGCAGCAAACCCAGUAUUACAUUCUUUUAUUUAAAAAAAAGAAGAAGAAAUUUAACUUUUCUUUGCUGGGAGUAAUAAUGAUAUGUUGUGACGUCCAUGUUGACUCAAGUUUAGUUUACCAAAUAGGCUUCAUAGCCCAUUAAAGUUUUUUUUUCCCUUAAAUCGGUGCUACGGAAAAAUAAAGUUAAUUUAAAAAAAAAACAGUAAAAAAAAACUCACUUAGCAAGAGUACAUUAGGCAAAAAUUCUCAGUUUUGAUUGUCAAACAAUGUUUAAAAAUAUAUUUAAUGUUUUGUUAAUAUUUAUUUAACGUACAAGAGUGUCAGUUAAACAUACAAAAAAACGCUGCUGCUAUUGCUUAUGUGCGCUAACACCAGCUGUCACUCUGAGUCGGAAUGAGCUCAGAUGGAAACGACCAUGUCUCAAAGCUGUUAACCGUGUGCGUGUGUGUGCGCCCACCACAAGGGGGCAGCCAUGUUGUUUUUUGUGUUUACAUUAGAGCCGUACCGUCCAUGCUAAACUAUUAUUAAUUUGCAUGUAGCCAUCCAUCUUAAUUUGUUCGUCAGCAAGCUCAUGUUAAAUUAAUUUAAAUCAUUUCCCGUACGUAUUUGUGGCCCAUAUUGUUACAGUGGAACAUUCUAGAAUCAAAAAGGCACCAUCCAACUCGCAAUGUCACUCCCUCUGAACCAGGGAGUAGCCUGCCAACUCUGGUUUCAACAUUCCAGACAUUUUUUUUAACCAUCAUAUAAGUAAUGUUUAUGAAUGUAAAUGUCACUGUGAAAUAUUUUAAAAUACCCUUUUCAUAAAUGUAAAACAUUAAGAGGGAAAUAUGUCACCUGGCUACGUAGGCUAACCUGUCAAUGACCAUAAUGUAUUAAUUAAGCAUUGUUUAUAAUAAUUAAUGAAUGCCCCAAAAGGAGACUGCAUUCAUUUAUACGAUCUGGAUUUGACAUUUAAACAGUAGGGGUUUUUUUUAUAUUCUGAGCCAUGUCUUUGAGGGGCAUCAGGAUAUUUAUGUUUCUCCCCUUUUCUUUAGUGUCAUUAUUUUUUAACGAUAACCUAAUGUACAAAGAUUAAAAAAAAAAAAAGUUUUGUUAUUGUGCCUUCUGUGAAGUCCUGACAUUUCCUUUCAGCUCUUUCAAAACAAACUGUGAACUGUUUGAGUUGUACUGUGAUGAUGUUUUUCAAGCACUUUUAGUAUUUAGCGAUCGUGUGACAUUUAGCCUCAUGUCUCCAGCUUUGACUGACCACAAGGACAUCUUUUUGUUACAAUAAUGUUCAUAUAUUUUGUAUAUGUGUCGAAAAAAGGCUGUAUUUAGACGUUUCAGGGAAUUUUCACCUCCAUGUUGAGCACGAGUCGUGCGACAGGGAGGCAGCUUGUUAGCUUAGUCUAGCAUGAUUCUCAAAACAGCAAACUAUAUUGAAAACAUUAUCAUUUUUUGUUUGUUGUGGAUAAAAGACACAAGUAAAUAAGUAAUACAGAAAAAGUAGAAUUAUUUUGUUCCUAGUUAGUUCGGCAGAGCUAGGCUAGACCGCAGGCCCUUUUACCAAGGCCCUUAAUCCCUACGAAUGCACUAGCUAGGAAGAAUAUUGAUUUUCCAAUGUGAAACUUAAAUGUAAAUACUUUUUCUGUGAUGUCCUAUCCGUCUGUUCACAUGCCUUUUUCUGUUUUUGACAAAAUUAUUGUUUAUUGCCAAUGCAUUUUUGAAUGUCGCUCAGCUGCUGCCUGCUAUCAAUCUCCAUAGUGUUCAAUUCAAUGACAUUUUACAGUAUAUUGUAUAUUCUCCAUAUACGUGGAAUCACUUGACUAACACGUGUAGUGUUACAAGCGUAUUUUGUAUGUUUCAUGGAAAUGGGAGAUGUGCAUUAGGGAGUAUAAUGUAUGCACGUGUCUAAAAUGACAAGCAUUCAUGACAAAAUAGCUAAGUAAAUGUCAAACAACAACAAAAAAAAGUCACUCGGCUUCCUGUGACGAUGUGUCGUAAAGUGAUGUCGAACAUCCAUGUUGUGUACAUUUGAAUGCUAAAUAAAUAUGUGCAAAGUA
Dunckerocampus dactyliophorus (ringed pipefish) is the source of this 6516-nucleotide messenger RNA. Its product is annotated as pituitary adenylate cyclase-activating polypeptide type I receptor-like. Gene Ontology annotation, cellular component: plasma membrane; neuron projection. Gene Ontology annotation, molecular function: vasoactive intestinal polypeptide receptor activity; peptide hormone binding; G protein-coupled peptide receptor activity. Gene Ontology annotation, biological process: adenylate cyclase-modulating G protein-coupled receptor signaling pathway; cell surface receptor signaling pathway. The transcript has 15 exons. The coding region runs from base 339 to 1787 and encodes 482 amino acids. NCBI's taxonomy places the organism in Eukaryota, Metazoa, Chordata, Actinopteri, Syngnathiformes, Syngnathidae. The record is from RefSeq and is a predicted model, not a curated record.